Molecule: messenger RNA, 5660 nt
Organism: Schistosoma haematobium
Lineage: Eukaryota; Metazoa; Platyhelminthes; Trematoda; Strigeidida; Schistosomatidae
Exons: 3
Coding region: 2016-2516 (166 amino acids)
Biological process (GO): positive regulation of transcription by RNA polymerase II
Molecular function (GO): protein dimerization activity; DNA-binding transcription factor activity, RNA polymerase II-specific; RNA polymerase II cis-regulatory region sequence-specific DNA binding
Source: RefSeq, a predicted model, not a curated record
GCUACAGGCAGAGUUUUUUAACGAGUUCUAUCUUCAUAACACCACAUCAAACUUUUCUGAUUCUAUAAGCUUCAUUUCCAUAUUGCUUAUUUUUCGUUUUGUAUUUUUCUCUGACGAAAGGAUAAUCAAACUACUAUCAUUGUAUCCCUCUUUCUUUAUUCUUGUGACUAUGUAUUUCCUCUCAUUAUACCGAUGUUUCACUUUUACUCGACAAUAAGUGGCUUAUAUACAUCCGUAAGCACAUUCCUUGAUUCUCAGGGAGAAACAUUCGACUCUGUCUACCUAGAACUCUUGAUAAGUGUGUCAAAAAUUAUAUUAACCUACUAAAGCCUCUUUAGUCAAAAACUGUUGAUUGUGUUUAAACUGUUUAGAUCUAGUUGUGUUUUUAUUUAACUUGUUUUUAUUUAACUUCAUAAAUUUGCUCCUAGAAGUAACAUCUUACUUUUCAAGGAUUGGUUACCUAUCUACGGAAUUAGAUGAUAUAGUUCUCUUUAGUGAAAGCUUUGACAAAAUCCAGAGUCUUCCGAACGCCAUAAAUAACUAUAAAAAUGUUUAAUAUCCGUUUCUUUCCCUAUAAAUUCAAAAUGUUUCCGCAUCAGUUCUCAGUUUUAUCAUAGAGAAUGAGGUAGUUAAGCGAGUUGGCCUCUUCACUCAGCUUAAAAGUCUUAUCAUUCCUCUUAAAUUGGUGGCCGACAAAAUCUUGACACCGAUUAAAAUCUUUUUCCAUAUCUGUAAUCUUUACUGUGAAAAAAUGAAGUGAUGUUAUUUUUUUUCUGUCUGUAGCUGUCAAACUUGGACCUCAAGAUUUGCCACAUUUAAGUAAUAGACAUAACUAUUCUGAUUCAUGUGAACAACACGGACAAAUGGAUGAUUAUAGAAGUGGUGUAUACGAAAAUCUUGUCAAUCACUUCACAACAAAUCCAGUUACUAAUAUGGAUAAAUUGUUGAUUUUGUAAUAACUGUUUUAGGUUUACUUUUUAAUCACUCCACCUACAUACUAUUCAUCACUACUGUCAGAGUGUUAUGACUGACAUGAUCCUCAGAAAUUUGUGGGAGCAUGGUAUUCAUAUCAAUCAACAGCAGACCGAAUUAUGCUUGAUCUAUUGGCUCAUUUGAAAAAAACCUUUAUCAACAACAUGCUCAGUGGUCAACGGAACAAGAUAGUCAACGUGAAUACAAAAACAAAUAACGACAAUAAAACCCAUGAAGACAACUAACCACAAACAAAAUCACCAGAUUAAACAGAUUUGAGACUCGUUGAAUAAACUCGCUUUUAUGUUACAUAAUCGCUGUUGUCGUUAUCCGGAACUACAAUUAUUGCUCUACAAUUAAGCCAUCGAGCUUAAAGAAUUCAAAAAAUACUAAAAAUAUUCCAAGAUUUAAUGUACUUUUGAUUACAUUCCAUUCUCUUAUUUUCGAUAUAAAAUAGUCUGAUGGAAAUAAACACUAAAUAAUGUGGGUUCAGAUCGUAUGAGAAACAUCAGUUCCCUCAAGAUUGAGCAUACGUCUAGGGUUUCAUUCCGAUCGAACCCAACCAGCUGUCAAUUAAAGAUAAUGUACACUAUGUUGAGUCACAUAGAGUAGUGGCCACAUUGCAAUUCAAUCAACAGAAUUCGAUCAUUAUCAUGAACUAGAUCAGAAGUGAAUAAACCUUUAUCAAGUUACCACAUAGAAAUAAUGCCAGGCGGGUCACAUAAACUGUUAAAACGUAUUUAAUGAAUAUACUGAUAUUUAUUGUUUAUUCAUGCAACGAGCAUUUACCAGUGCAGUUACCAGCGUUAACCAAGUUACUUUAUCGCUGAGCUAAGUGCAGUUGUGGACAAUUUUUCACAAGAAUGUUAUAAUUAGAAACCAUUUUGUUUAUCACAAUUUGUGGCUGACACUAAAAUGUUUGUGGCUUUUCUUCUCUCUACUUCGAACAAUAAAUUUCGAGGCCUAUCAUUACUGUUUCAACUAAUAGUCCGCUUACUACACCUGUGCCCCCUAACAAACAUUAUGUUAUUUCACAACAAUGUAUGAAUUCUGAUUAUAAUCUAUCAUCGGAACCAAUGGUAAUUAUUCAGAAAAUCGAUGCACCUACUCAAACAACAUUACCUGAUAUUGUUGAUUUAGAUUGUUUGCCAUCGGCUUCAAUACCGUCAACAUUAUUGUGUAAGACUAUAACAGUGACAAAGUCAGAAGUAAGUUGUAUCAAUCAUGUCAAUCAUCUAAACAGUACUAGUACUACUAAUACUACUAGUAGUAGUAAUAGUAAUGACAACAAUGAUAGCAACAAAAAUGUUACACAAAAUUCCUGUGAUGAAUUGAAUAUGGAAGAAGAAAAUUCACAGCAAAAAGAACAAAAACAGUCACAGAAUCAGUCACGUCAAAAAAGAAUCCCGGCAUUGAAACAUUUGAAAUUACCAUCAACUUGUAGUUCGACAGUUUUACGACAAACUAGUAUACCAAAUGGAUAUUUUUUGUCAACACCGGAAGUGAUCAAUGAACUUGGUAGAUUGAUUUGUUUCUUUGUUUGAUUUAUUUCUUUAUGAAACUUUUGUUUAGAUUUAAACGGAAAAAGAAGAUGGUUUCAGUAUAUUUCAUAUAUUGGGCUAGUAGGAUGUAACUCAGGACGUGUGUUUCACCAUACUUGAUAUUCAUUAGUUGACUAUCCUUGAAUGUCAGUUUUAAUGUUCACAUUCGGACUUGAAUCCAAUGUCUUUCAAUUCCAAUGGCCGUUGCGUUAUCGAUUGGGCUACUGAGUCUGAAUAACCACUAACUUGUCCAAUGUGUAUUAAGUUAUUAGGACUGGUUUCGUAAUUUCUCAUUUUUAACGUUCAAUAGACUGUAACCUUUAGAGCAGCAACAGUAUUACGCUAAAGCUAACUUUGUCACUAAUUUCCCCGCUUAAUUUCUAGAUGGGAAAUGGUUCAAAUUCCAAACACUUUGUAUCAUAAUUAUAGAGAAAAUCAACUUGUUGAAAAACCAAAGAUUUGAACUGGUAAUAUCAAUGUUACCUAUGAGUAGUUAGUACUGUACUUCAUGUUUAGAAAUACCGAAAAACUUUUCUAAGCCGCACAAUUUGUGUGAUUAAUGUAACCUGGUUGUAAGAUCAAGUAAGCUUUAUCAAAUAUAUUAGAGUGCUACAAAUUAACAGUUUAUACUUAAUAUAUUCCUUAGUUAAUUACAGAUUGGAGAAUACAAUAUAAAACUUAACAGAUCAAAAGGUUUUUUCGCAAGAUUGUAAAAAUAGUCUCAUUUACCUUAUUCCAUUAUCACUUACAUUACCAGCAUUCAUAAAGAUGGUUUCUUUUGGCGUUGUAGAGAAUCAUGUUUGUCUUGUCAUUUUGUUUUAACGUUUUUUCUCAAUAAAUAUGAGUGAAUUACCUGUUGAACUCUUCCAUUCAUCAUAACUUGUAUUAUCAGACAUUUGAUCCUUAAAAGUUUUACUGUUCAUUUUAUUCUGAUUAAAUCCCCAUCUUAUCAGUAGUGGAUCUAAAUGUUCAGUACCGAUUUAAUGAUUCUUAAUUUACCGUUAGGAUAAGUUGUUCAUGAAUAUUGUUCAAAUUUCAUUACGCAAUGACUUCAAUUUAUGUGUCAUUGAAAACCUAUAAGGUAUUGGAUAUCUGAAGUCUAUUGGUUAUUAAAAACUACGUACUAAUUGAAUAAUCUUCAAAUACUUAGUUUAUAACCAUAUGCUCAUUUGCAACUAGCUUCGAGGCAGAUCUUCAAAGUUCUAAUACAAAUUCCUGUCUGGUGUAGUUUAGUUUUGUCAGGAAUGAAAUAAUUAUCCUCUGAUAAUGAAAUUUAAUUAGAAAUAUGCUAUUUCAUAAAUCCUUUGAAUCCUAUGGAGGAAUCUGAAAGUAUUUUGCAUGUUUCAAGAUAUAAAUUUAGUGGAUUCGGUUUUAUGCAAGUUCGCAGUUUCUCACCACUCCUAAGGAACAUUAAACUUGGACAAAACGGUUGUCGUCAAUCAUAGUCAAUUUCGAUCCUGGCACAGAUGUGCAUUGGCCCAAGUUUUCAUCCCCACAUUAGCAUAACGCUAUGAAAUUUACAAGAUAAUUGUCGAAAGAGUCGAAAUAAUCACGGUAAAAACGAUAGUGAGAAAGACUAAUCACUGAGAAUAUGGUUCGAGAUUUAGGAAGGAAACAAUAUAGAUGAAGUAAUACUGGGACUGAAGAUCUAGAGAAAAGUGAAGAAUCAAUGCAUCUCUGUGAUCGAUUGUGAAUUACUUCGUCCAACGUCUCUAACCAUUAAUAGCGGUUUGCAUUUACCAACAUAGUUCAGUCCAACAUUCAGUGACUUCCUAGACCUGAUGCUUUCACUUAGUUUAGUCAUCCUUAGCUUUCUUUUAAUUUACACCUACACUAUCUAACAUUGCCUAACAAGGUAGGUGAUAGUCAGGCAUACGUAACACAUAGUGUAACUACCUCACCCAAUGAGAAUGUACAACCUUGCCAGCUGAUUCGUUACUUUUACUUACCCUUAUCUCAACAUUUUUCACUCAGUGAUUCUGUAAGCUUACUAUUCGUUGACUGUUUAGCCUUAAAAUUUUAUAUUCUCGUUCUUUUGGAAGUUUUAAUUCAUUCUAGUCAUUUUUAUUGUUUUUUCUCGUAUUAAAUUAUAGGUCGUUUAGAUGGUCAUCGAAAUAAUAACAAUAACAAUGGUAAUUCAUCGACAGAUUCUCCAGAUACUCAUCAUCCACUUUGGCAUACUUUUUCUCCUGCUAAUAUAUUUUACCGGUUAGGAUUACAUCAGGUUUUAUCAUUGUCACCAGCUCCUCCAACAUCUCGAGAGCCUCCUUUAUUUCCUCUUAGUCAUAGUCCUCCUACGCCUACUUCCAUACCAUCAUCAUCGUCAUUAUCUAAUAUAAAUGCUGAAAAUCAAAAUUCAUUAAUUACUCAACCUGUACUUGUUAGUCAAUCAUCAUGUAUAAAUAUGGAUACGAUUUCAGCAUAUUGUGAAUGUAUGUUCUCUAUUGUUUUUUAUUGUGUUUAAAAACUUCCCCGUUAUUAGUAGUAUUAUUUAAUGGUUUUUACACUGUGGACAUUCCCUUUCUCAUUUAAAUUUAAUUAUAAAUUAUCUAAAUCGUACUAUAAAUUAGGGAUAAAGCUGUCCCACAAUAGUAAUAACAAUAAUAAUUUUUUUUCGAAAAUUAUAGUAAAUGCACCGUAAAUUUCAAGCUGUAGUCAGUUUAAUACCAAAUAAGUAUAUGCACUAUUCGAAGAGAUAUGAUUUAGGUAUUAUUUUAACUGAAUAUUUGUUAUAGGAUAGUGCAGAGCAUGUAUGAAUAGAUCUUUACAAAAUGUCUAAUCCAUAGGUGAAAUAAUUUCAAAAUAGAUCAUUAAUGGCAAGCAAUAUAUUAUGUGACUGUCACAAUUUUUUUUAACAGUAAUACUAUCUUAUGUUUGAUAAACAUGGUUGGUUACACUAAGAAACAUGACGGCAUAAUUUCACCCUGAAUGAUGUAGAUAUCACAAUCUUUGCCAAGAACAAACAAAUGUUUCACAUUUAUUUAAAUUUAAAAAAAUAAGAUGAAAUUUUAUGACCCUUAAAUUGAGAAAGAUUUGAGUAAUUCGAUCAUUCACUCCCAACUGCGUAACUCUUAACGUUUGACCACCGACAGACAUAUAUAUCACUACAAUAAAUUCCUAAAAUCAGCCGAAAAAAAGGUACUACAC